This is a messenger RNA of Glarea lozoyensis ATCC 20868, 768 nucleotides long. RefSeq names its product NAD(P)-binding Rossmann-fold containing protein. Lineage: Eukaryota; Fungi; Ascomycota; Leotiomycetes; Helotiales; Helotiaceae. Gene Ontology annotation, molecular function: oxidoreductase activity. The coding region runs from base 1 to 768 and encodes 255 amino acids. The transcript has 4 exons. The record is from RefSeq and is a predicted model, not a curated record.
AUGCAGCUACCACCUUCUGAGCAAAGUCUGGCCGGCAAGGUAAUAGCUGUAACCGGAGGCGCAUCUGGAAUUGGAAGAGCAACUGCAAAGAUACUAGCAUCUCUGGGUGCCAAAGUGUCGAUUGCGGAUCUUUCCGCUGACGCUCUCGAGGUUGUCGCCAAGGAGAUUAGAGAGUCUGGCGGCGAGGUGUUUGUUAAAGCCACAGAUGUGAGAAAGAGAGACGCCGUGGAAACUUGGAUAAAGGAAACUGUAGACAAAUUUGGAGGACUGGAUGGUGCUGCGAACCUUGCCGGAGUUAUUGGGAAGAAUCAUGGGAAGAUGAUGCUCGCAGACCACGACGAUGAUGAAUGGGAUUUUAUCUUCGAUGUUAAUGUGAAAGGAAUCAGGAACUGCAUGAGAGCUCAAAUCAAUUCCAUCUCAGAUGGUGGCUCAAUUAUCAACGCAGCUAGCAUCCUCGGCGUAAUGGGUUCAAAGGGAUGUAGUGCGUACUCAGCAAGUAAACACGCCGUCAUCGGCCUGACUCGAAGUGCCGCAAAGGAAGUCGGCGCCAGAAAUGUACGAGUGAACUGUGUGGCUCCUGGAGUUACAGACACGCCCAUGCUAGAUCAGUCGACAAACACGUCUGGCAGUAUCGGGUUUGGAGGCGCGGUUAUUUUGAGAAAGGGACAGCCUGAGGAGGUGGCUAAUCUCGUUGUGUUUCUGUUGAGUGGGAACGCGAGUUUUAUUACUGGGGCUUGUUAUUCUGUUGAUGGGGGUUGGAAUUGUUGA